Molecule: messenger RNA, 3458 nt
Organism: Polypterus senegalus (gray bichir)
Lineage: Eukaryota; Metazoa; Chordata; Cladistia; Polypteriformes; Polypteridae
Gene: sema4c
Product: sema domain, immunoglobulin domain (Ig), transmembrane domain (TM) and short cytoplasmic domain, (semaphorin) 4C
Exons: 10
Coding region: 190-1293 (367 amino acids)
Biological process (GO): positive regulation of cell migration; semaphorin-plexin signaling pathway; axon guidance
Molecular function (GO): chemorepellent activity; semaphorin receptor binding
Source: RefSeq, a predicted model, not a curated record
CAGCGACACACACUCUUACCCGUUGCAAAAUAUAACCCCGACUGAAGGAAUGCAGAAGCGUUACCGUUUUUGGUCCACUGAAAUAGUUGGCAUUACAGAAAAUAACAAGUGAGCGGAAGGCAAUCUCACAUCCAUAUAAAAAGGUGGAAGAAUCACUUGUGAAGAUUGAACACCCUACAGACAAGGGAAAUGGGCACUGCCUGUUUGCUGCUGAUGUUGGCAGUCCUUAGUGGAAUCUUCAGUGAAACAUCGUUGUGUCUGAACUGGGAUCCAGUUCCCCGCAAAACCAUCCUAUUCAACAAUCUCAAAGAUAUCAAGAGUUUUUCAAAGAUUGGUGUCUUCAACUAUACAACACUAACACUGGAUGAGGAAAACAAGAGGCUGUAUGUUGGUGCACGAGAAGCCAUCUUUGCCCUCAACAUGACAGAUGUGUCUCAGAACAGCAAAUUGAUUGUAUGGGAGGCACCACCGGAAAAGAAAGCUGAGUGCAUCCAGAAAGGAAAGAACAACCAAUCUGAAUGCUUCAACUACAUUCGGUUUCUCCAACGGUACAAUGAAACACACAUGUACACAUGUGGAACCUAUGCCUUUCAGCCAAAGUGCUCAUAUAUUAGUCUAGAAAACUUCACUCUUGAAGACUUGGUUCUGGAAGAUGGCAAAGGCAAGUGCCCUUAUGACCCUGCCAAAGGGCACACAGGACUUAUUGUUGAUAAGGAGCUUUAUUCUGCUACCUUCAACAACUUCUUGGGCACAGAGCCAGUGAUUCUAAGGAACUUGGGCCAACAUCGUGUGAUGAAGACCGAAUAUUUACCGUCCUGGCUUAACGAACCUGAUUUUGUUGCAUCUACAUUUGUGGAGGGAAACUGGGGAGAUGAUAUGAUUUACUUCUUCUUCAGUGAACGAGCAGUUGAGCUUGACUGUGACAAUGAACAGGUUGUGGCUCGUGUGGCUCGAGUGUGCAAGGGUGAUGUUGGGGGGGCUCGCACCCUUCAAAAGAAGUGGACUUCCUUCCUGAAAGCCCGUCUACUCUGCUCCAUUCCACAUCAGCAUGUCCACUUUAAUAAGGUCCAGGCUGUCUUUGCUCUUGGGAGUGGACAGGAAACCAUUUUUUUUGGCAUUUUUCAGGCACGCUGGGGUGAUGUAGAUGUGUCCGCUGUAUGCCGCUAUAAUUUAGCCGACAUUACAAAGGUGUUCAAUGGGCCUUUUAAGGAAUUUCGUGAAUCGGCACAGAAAUGGGGUCGCUAUACCGGUCAGAUCCCAACACCCCGGCCAGGAUCAGUAAGUACCUUGUGAAGCUUAGAGCUGAGCGGUUUGGCAGUGAAGAGAAAUCUUAAUUUGAUGAGGUUCAAGUGGUGGAAGAUCGGUUUGGCUCGGAUGAUGCACUAAACACUCUGAUGACAUACAAUCAGGCAACAAACAGGAUUCACAUUGGUGAUGCCAAAUUAGGAAUGAGUACUGAAAUAAAUGACAUAGUUAGUAGCUGCAUCACAGACAGUAUAGAUGUUUCUGUCCUGUUAAAUAGGAGACAUUAAAGGAUGUUGUCAUACCUUUGAUGGUAACAAGAGUGUCUGGCAUUACUUGUUGCUGACUACCUGGUGUGGAAUCAUGAGUGUCUACUGCCUUGUGUAGUUUUCUAGUCUGUUGACUGCUCAUCAAGUAAAUUUUCCUAUUGGAAGGUUUUUUUGUUUCAUGCUUUUGAUUUGAUGAGAAUUUUGGGAUUAAUAGAUACAUUAAGAUAAACAUGUAAAUACCCCAUAAACACUUGACCAAGUGAGUGUUUAAUUUAAUUUAGAUUUUAGUAAGUUGAAUGAUAGUAUUUGUCUAAUUGAAAAAGGCAAAGAAUUAACUGAAAUUUGGAGCAAAAUAAUUAAAGGCACAUGCACCAAAUGUUUAAUACCUAUAAGUUUUUAAGUGUAAAUUGGCACAUGAGGACUAAUUAAAUCCGGUAAGUAGAUUGGUGAACUGCCAGGGAAAACUUUAAAAGUCAGCAUUAAGAUUUUUCUUUUCCUCCAUUGAUCAAUAGGCAGCUGGUAAAAACAAGACAUUUUUAAAGUAAUGCACUCUCACAAGUGUGUGUGUGUGUGUGUGAAUAAGUAAGCUGUGGAAUUUUUAAUUUUUGGAAGACCACUAUAAAUGGUGUUAACAGUAGACCAGAGAUGAAAAAAUAAAAGCAUGAAUAACAGCCCUGGUAGCAGGAUAGUCUAGAUAGGAUAAAAUACAGUAAAUGAUUCUAACAUGAAAAUAAGCAGAUUUGCAAAUAGCUUUCAUAUGAGCUUGAUUCAGAAUCCAACUCAAUAAAACAGAUUUUGACACUGAAUGUUUUUUCUAAAGCAAUUGACUUUAAAGAUAUGGAUUAAGAUUAGUUCUAGGUCCAAUACAUAUCACCUCACUAGGUUUGUCACAUUUUAACUGUUAUACAAGGAACCAUUACAUUGACUUAAAUAAAACUUGAUUAUACAAACUUAGUAUUUGCUGUUUUAGUAGGCCUGCUAAGUUUGCAUCUCUGUGAUUAUGCACUUCUGUUAAUGCAUCCUAUGUUGUUUGUAUCAUUAGAACUGCCUUAUACUUCAGACGAUUCUACAAUUUAUUUAUUUUGUUUUUUAUUUUAGAAUUAGCUUGUACGCUACCAACAGCUACAACACUUAACCACGUGGAUGAAAACUUGUUUAGGUUUUCACUUCCUUGCACCCAGUGCAGUCAGCAUAGGCACCUGUUCUUCAUAGAACCUAGACUGAAUAAGCUAGUUAGUAAAUUGGAUUAUUGAAUGAACAACUGUAGACUCGGGCCAAAUACAAAUUUGAUCUUUGUGUCAUUUGUACAUAAGUCGCUAAAAGUUAAAAUGACUCUAAGUCAUAGAUUGGUCACAUUGUCACCCUCUUUAGUCAUGCACAAAUUGUGCAUUUUUAUUUUUUAACUAAUUCUAUUGUGGGAUAAAAAUGGUAGUUGAAAACUCCUUUUUCGCUUUUAAAGAGUAGUGUGAUUUUUUUCCUGCUUUAUGCAUGCAGAAUUUUGAAGAAAUAGGUGCAUUUUCCACAAUCCCACACUAAAAUUCUAGGCCUAGUCCUUUUGUCCGUUUAGGUGAUAUUCAUUAGACUAAUUGUAAGAAUUAUCUAACAGAGAAAAAAGGUAACAUUGCAAGAAACAAAGUCUAAUUUUACCUGCAAGAUUGAUGAGGUUUUCAUUGCAGAACCAAAUGUCCAGGAGAAGGACAUGGAUCAGGUUCAACUCCAUUCACUAAAUCCAGUGUCUUUUGAUAUGAAAGAGAAAUACCUUUAUGUUUAUUCUAUGGUAUGUACUAUAUAGUUUAAUUAGCUUAAAUAAAAAGGUUCUGAGCUUCUGUACAAAGUAGUCUAACUGGAGAGAAAAAAUAAAAUAAGCAACUACCAAAAAGAGACCUUGAAGCCAUGCUAUGGAUUUUUUGUUUGAUUCUGCCCAACGCAGACAGGCAUGAAAGGGGU